UUGUAAAUCGUGGAGUUGUUUAGUCGGCUUGUUAGUGCAUCCAUAGCUACCUCAGCACGUCCACACAAGGCAGCGGGAGGCGAGGCGGAGUUGGCGGCGCUCAGAUGCAUCACGAUGUCAGCGGUGGCUCCCCUGCAGUAAGCAGACAAAGGUUAUGCUGCCCAAAAGCUGUCUGAGUCCAAGUGAGAAAGAAAAGGGCUAAAGCCACAUCUCUCCCUUACCCCGUUAGCUCUCCAGACAGAGCCACAGCACUUGCAUCCAUCCCACAGAGAAGAGGAGCCAUGAGCAACCCCAACACACCCAGCAAUGUCACAGACACCAUGGAAUCAGUCAUCCACAACCCGGAGGCGCCGUCAGCCUCAACCCUGCGAGGGGCGCAGCGGGCGGAUGAGGAGGAUGAAGGGGACCUGAACAAAGCCCUGGGAGUCCAGAGGUUUCAGCAGAUCAUCAGCCCUGCCCCCAGUAUCCCUGACGAGCAGCACCGCACCUACAACGAGGAGGACUUUGAGUACCACCGUCACUCCUCACACCACAUCCACCAUCCCCUGUCCAAGCUGCACUUCGAAGGGAGGAGGAGGAAGAGCGGCAAGAAGAAAAAGAAGGAAAGCGACUGCAAGGACAAUUCAGGCCCCACCAGCAGCGCCACUAUUGAGGAAGGAGAGGAUGAGGAAGAUAAUGAGGAAGAGGGUGGAGAGAGCCACACCCAUCUCUCUGAGACAUAUUGUGACACUGUCAAAGAAGAUGUGCAGUUUUUUCUGUCAGAUGAAGAUCACCUGGCCACACCUACCACAGACAUCCCCUGCCCUGCCCGAGGGCUGGAGGUUGUUCCCCAGUCUGCCGUGAGCACCGACCCUGAAGAUGCCACCUCCACGGAAAAGCCCUGUCCGGCCUCGUCCAGCAGUGACCCAUCCGACCCCACCCCUCUUAUCCGCGUGGCCAGCCGCAGCUACGACCUGCAGGAGCGCCGGUGCACCGGCAACAUGACUGGAGCCGAGCAGGCCAAGUACGAGCGCAUCCCCACGGACGAGAGCGAGGCGCAGACACUGGCCUCUGCCGACCUGGAUGGGAUCAAAAGCCAUCGUUUUGAGGAUGUCCCUGGGGUACGCAGACACUUGGUCAGAAAGAGCACCAAAGGCCAAGUGGUGCAUGUCGGCAAGGACCACAAGGAGCCCAGCACACGCAGCCAAAAAAAGGACCGGACCACACAUGAGGUGUUUGUGGAGCUGAACGAGCUUAUCAUGGAUAAGAACCAGGAGAUGCAGUGGCGGGAGACGGCCCGUUGGAUCAAGUUUGAGGAGGAUGUGGAGGAGGAGACGGACCGCUGGGGCAAACCCCACGUGGCUUCGCUCUCCUUCCGCAGCCUGCUGGAGCUCCGCAAGACCAUCUCCCAUGGGGCGGUGUUGUUGGACCUGGACCAGAAGACCUUGCCUGGCAUCGCCCACCAGGUGGUAGAGCAGAUGAUCAUCUCAGACCAGAUCAAGGCUGAGGACCGCACAAACGUGCUCCGAGCCCUGCUGCUCAAACACAGUCACCCAAGCGAUGAGAAGGAGCACAGCCACAACCCCUUCCCCAGGAACAUCUCGGCAGCCAGCCUGGGCAAUCUGCUGCCCCAGCAACACAGCUCCAACCACAUCCACCAUCCAGAGCCCUCUGUCACAGACCCCCUCAUGGGCUCGGCCAGCACAGGGGAGCAGGAGACACGCAUCGACAUGGAGAAGAACGACCUGCAGCAGAAGGAGUCUACUCCAAAUAUCGGCAUACACAGGUCGAAGUCCAAGCAUGAGCUCAAGCUGCUGGAGAAGAUUCCAGAGAAUGCUGAGGCCACUGUUGUCCUUGUGGGCAGUGUGGACUUCCUGGAGCAGCCCACCAUGGCCUUUGUGCGGCUGCAGGAGGCGGAGGAGCUAGACUCUGUCCUGGAGGUCCCAGUGCCAGUCAGGUUCAUCUUCGUCCUGCUGGGACCCCCCAGCACCAACAUGGACUAUCACCAAAUCGGACGCUCCAUCUCCACACUCAUGUCUGACAAGCACUUCCAUGAGUUGGCCUAUCUGGCGGACAACCGCCAGGACCUGCUCAACGCCAUCAACGGCUUCCUGGACUGCAGCAUCGUGCUGCCCCCCUCCGAGAUGGGCGGCGAGGAGCUGCUACGCUCCGUGGCACGCUUCCAGAAGGAGAUACUUCGCAAGCGGGAGGAGCAAGGAGCCCUGCUGGCCAAGGAGCCCAAGAGCCAGAAAGAAAAAGAGGCCCUCCUCUCGCCCGGGAAGCUGGAAGAYGACCCCCUGCAGCGUACUGGACGCCCCUUCGGAGGCUUAAUCCGAGACGUGAAGCGCCGCUACCCGAAGUACGUGAGUGACUUCAAGGACGCGCUGAACGCCCAGUGCGCUGCGGCCGUCAUCUUCAUCUACUUCGCUGCCCUCUCCCCCGCCAUAACCUUCGGAGGCCUCCUGGGUGAGAAGACUGAGGGUCUGAUCGGUGUGUCUGAGCUGAUCGUGGCCACAGCGGUGCAGGGUGUUCUCUUCUGCCUCCUGGGGGCCCAGCCGCUCCUGGUGGUGGGCUUCUCCGGACCACUGCUCGUCUUUGAAGAGGCCUUCUACUCGUUCUGUAAGGGGAACGGGAUAGAGUACCUGACGGGCCGGGUGUGGAUCGGCUUCUGGCUCAUCGUCAUCGUGGUGACGACAGUGGCCUUGGAAGGUAGCUUCCUGGUCCGCUUUGUCUCACGCUUCACCCAGGAGAUCUUCUCCUUCCUCAUCUCGCUCAUCUUCAUCUUUGAGACCUUCUCCAAGAUAGGCAAGAUUUUCAUGGAGCACCCACUGCAGCGCUGUUACCUUGACAACAGCUCGGCGGAGAACGCCACGAUGGAGAAUAGCACCCUGGAGCUAUUGCUUGGCAACGGCACUAUUUCAGUGGUGUCGGUGAAGGUCCUAGGGGAACCCAACACAGCACUGCUCUCCCUGGUACUCAUGUCUGGAACCUUCUUCAUUGCAUUCUACCUGCGCAAGUUCAAAAACAGUGCCUUCUUCCCUGGCAAGCUCCGUAGGAUUAUUGGAGAUUUCGGGGUCCCCAUAGCCAUCCUCAUUAUGGUCCUAGUGGACUACAGUAUACGUGACACUUACACACAGAAACUGAGUGUGCCCAGUGGGUUCUCUGUGACCAGUCCUGAGAAGCGUGGCUGGGUGAUCAACCCCCUAGGCAUGUACACCCCGUUCCCCAUCUGGAUGAUGUUUGGCAGUGUGCUGCCCGCCCUGCUGGUCUUCAUCCUCAUCUUCAUGGAGACACAGAUCACCACUCUGAUAGUGAGUAAAAAGGAGCGGAUGCUGGUGAAGGGUUCUGGCUUCCACCUGGACCUGCUGGUGAUCGUAGUGCUGGGCGGCACCUCUGCCCUGUUCGGCCUGCCCUGGAUGGCCGCCGCCACUGUGCGCUCCGUAACGCACGCCAACGCCCUCACCGUAAUGAGUAAGGCGGUCGCCCCCGGCGACAAGCCCCGCAUCCAGGAGGUCAAGGAGCAGCGGGUUACAGGGUUGCUGGUGGCCAUCUUAGUAGGCCUUUCCAUAGUAAUCGGAGACCUGCUGCGUCAGAUCCCCAUCGCUGUGCUGUUUGGCAUCUUCCUCUACAUGGGCGUGAUGUCACUCAAUGGAAUCCAGUUCACCGAGCGCCUGAUGCUACUGCUGAUGCCCCCCAAGUACCACCCCGACCACACCUACGUCCGCAAGGUGAAAACGCUGCGGAUGCACCUGUACACGCUGAUCCAGCUGGUGUGUCUGGCGACGCUGUGGGCCGUCAUGUCAACCGUGGCCUCUCUGGCUUUCCCUUUCGUCCUCAUCCUCACCGUCCCCGUCAAGAUGUUCCUGUUGUCGCGCAUCUUCACCGCCCGCGAAAUGCAGUGUCUGGAUGCUGAUGACGCAGAGCCCAUCUUUGACGAGAGAGAGGUCCAUGAUGAAUACUCAGAGAUGCACAUGCCUGUGUGACCCACACCAUCAUAUACCUACCAACCACUGUAUUCUUCCCUCAGUGUCCACACCAUUCUGCCAAUCAAUCGACCAGCCAAUGAAAUGCCUGCCCAAAGGAUCCACCAGCAAAGACCCU
Salvelinus sp. IW2-2015 is the source of this 4080-nucleotide messenger RNA. Its product is annotated as anion exchange protein 2. Gene Ontology annotation, molecular function: solute:inorganic anion antiporter activity; monoatomic anion transmembrane transporter activity. The record is from RefSeq and is a predicted model, not a curated record. Gene Ontology annotation, cellular component: basolateral plasma membrane; apical plasma membrane; plasma membrane. NCBI's taxonomy places the organism in Eukaryota, Metazoa, Chordata, Actinopteri, Salmoniformes, Salmonidae. Gene Ontology annotation, biological process: regulation of intracellular pH; bicarbonate transport; monoatomic anion transport.